AUGUCAGUACCUAUCCUAACUAUCCCUGAAUCAUCAUUUGAUCCAGCAUCUUAUAAUAAUCUUAAUACUGCAAAUAUUACAAAAUCAAAAUCACAAAUUUUACUUUACAUUAUAAAAUUAACUAGAAGAUCAUCAAUUGGAUUAAUAUUAUUCUAUAUAUUGGGAUUAUUUAUUAUUAAACCAUUAAUGGAACUUAAUGUCACUAGAAGAAAAGAUUAUUUGGAUUAUAUAAGAGGUAAAUUACGAGAUUUUUAUCUUAAAUCAAUUACUAAAGUUCAAUAUAUUCCUAUUGUUGCCAUUAAAAAUAAACAAACUGGGAAAUUAUAUUCUGAUGCCAUUAUUCAAACUGAUAAUAAUAAUAAUAAAUUAUCAACAAAUAGUACUGGUGGUGAUGAUAGUGAUGAUAGAUUGGGUCAAAAUCAAUUAUAUAAAAAAUUGACAAAAUUAUCACUUUUAUUAACUGAAGGAAUUCGAAAUUAUUCAACAAUAGAAUUAUCUAAUUAUAAAAGUAUAAAUUAUUCUAUUAAAGAUUUACAAAAUAAAUCUGAUUUAGUUUAUUUUAAUCAAAAUGAUUUAUUUGUAAUGGAUAAUGGUGGUAGUGGUGGUGGUGGUGUUAGUAGUAUUAUGACAACUUCAGGGAAUACAAUGAAAAAGAAAGAUCUUGCUGUUGAAAUUAAAAAUGAAAUUAGAAGUAUUAAAGGAUUAUAUAUGAGUGGACAAGUAUAA
Molecule: messenger RNA, 726 nt
Organism: Candida albicans SC5314
Lineage: Eukaryota; Fungi; Ascomycota; Pichiomycetes; Serinales; Debaryomycetaceae
Gene: PEX17
Product: Pex17p
Exons: 1
Coding region: 1-726 (241 amino acids)
Source: RefSeq, a predicted model, not a curated record